AAAUGGUAACUGUUUAGUCUGUUUUCGCGCAAACCGUUCAAUCUUCGCUAUAUACUUUGCUUUCUUAUAAUAAAUCGAUCUUUGAAAAUCAAUAGAAUAGAAAAUAUAUCGAUAUUACUCUCGUAACUACUUUUGACGUAGUUUCACUGUCAAAUGGAAAUUAAAUUUUAAAGCUUCAUUUCUGGUACGAAAUAAACAAUCGUUUUUUUUUCCAUAACGAGUGGUAACGUAAAUUUUAAAUGAUAUUAUUUUGACAAUUGAGAAAUAUAAUAACGUAUAAAAGAUUAUACAAAUCAUAAAUACCAUAGUAUAUAAUUUGUACGUAUGUUUAAAACGAACGUAAUAGCACUUUCUACUUGAAAUGUUACUUAACUUAAAAUAUUUUAGUACAAAGAUCGGCUCAAUGGUUCCGAUUAAUCAAGACACAGCGUACAGUUAGUAAAAUUAUGCGUAAUACGUAUUUAUAAAAGAAGAAAGAAAAGCGAAACUGUGCAAGAUUCAACGAGAAUUCAUCUCGUAAAUGAUAUUAUUUGAACGAAACGUCUUUCAAGAAAUUAAGUAUACAAAUGUAAAAAAAAGUAUCGACAACAAAUCCGAUGUAUAUAUAUAUAUAUGACAUCGGAUAAAUCCGAUUUCUUAUCGAAGGAAAUUGGUUCUCUUCCAAGCAGCCAAUUAAUUCCGCGUUGCAGUAUUGGCAGCGGUACAAUAAGGUUCUGUGCAAAAGAAAUGCUAAAUUUAUCUGUUGUAACGUAAUACGCAGUAACAGUUCGAGCGUUUGCGUUCGGGGUAUACUACCAGUGCUGUAUUUAUUAGAAAGCAAGUUAAUCGAAAAAAUAUUUAGACAAAUCAAGACUAAUUGUAAACUUAGAAGAAGUGAAUCAAUUAAUAUUUAUAAAAGCUCAAAUAUCGUAGUAUAAAAUAUAAGGAAUUAUUUGAACAUCAAAGUGCAACGUACUAUAGCAUCGAACGAAAUGAAUAUUUCCAAGGCUGAUUUGAUCGAUCAGUUAAAACACACAGGGAAAUUCUGGUAUCUUGUUAACCCCUAUGAGACAAUUUUCGAAUUCCCACACGAAGUUCCCGAUUAUCAGCAGCAGGUAUGGUUACCAUUUUUGGUCCUUAUCGUAUUUGAGCAUAUUAUACUGGCCUUUAAGAAGAAAAGAUUCCGCUUGAACGAUCAAGUGACUUCCUUGUCUCAAUGGAUAUUGCAAGAAACUAGCCGUACUCUCUUCCGUGGUGCCGAAUAUUACGCGUACAUCGUAAUUUACGAGAGAUGUCGCUGGUGGAAUCUGCCUUGGAACUCGCUAUGGACUUGGUGUAUCACUGCCGUGGGGGUGGAUUUCUGUUACUAUUGGGUUCACCGCAGUAACCACGAGAUACACUUUUUAUGGGCUCAGCAUCAAGUACAUCAUAGCAGCGAAGAAUUCAAUCUCGCGGUUGGUCUGCGGCAAUCCAUCUUGCAACACUGGUGUAAUUUCAUGUUAUAUUUACCUCUUGCAUUAUUUAUACCGCCAUCGCAUUUCAUCGUACAUAAUCAGUUUAAUUUAAUUUAUCAAUUAUGGAUUCACACGACUGUCAUUGAUGAUCUUGGACCGUUCGAGUUAAUAUUCAACACACCAAAACAUCAUCGUGUACAUCAUGGUUGCAACUUAUAUUGCCUGGACAAAAAUUACGGCGGCGUUCUCAUCAUAUGGGAUAAAUUAUUUGGAACAUUCGUGCGAGAAAAGGAAAAGGAAGAGAUAAUUUAUGGCUUAGUUGUUAGUGCUCAAUCUUUUAAUCCCCUGUAUUUACAGACAUUUUACACUGCAGAAUUAUUUAAAAAGAUUACACGGAUGUCAACUUUUAUGGACAAGUUAGGUGUUAUCUGGAAAGGUCCUAGUUGGUUUCCAGGUAUUCCUCGCUUAGGUCUGGAUAAAUAUAAAAUUAAUGUUACAUCUAGGAUUAAAUAUGAUAAUUAUAUACCGCAGUGGCAAAACAUUUACGUAAUUAUACACUUUUGCCUAGUUGUUUAUCAUCAUCUUCAAAUAUACGAGGAAACACAGGAUUUAAGGACCAUAUCAUCAGGAUUUAUCGUUAUUAAUAAUUUGCUUGCUCUUACCACUAUUGGUUUGUUAUUCGAUAAAUCAAAAUAUGCUGGAAUUUUGGAAUUCAUUCGAUGCCUUAUUUAUUUAAGUUUCUCCAAAAUAUAUUGUUCCAUAAAUUUAUAUAUCUAUUAUGUAUAUGUAACUUCGUUUUGCAUUUGGAUUUUACAUUUUCACCAUACAGUAAAAUCAAAUUUUAUAACCGUGGCAAGAUAUAGGAAUCAAACUAAUGUUACGGAGCAUGAUGAAAAUAUUUACACAUAAAUUCUGUAUUUACACUAUAUACGAUUAUUCUGUCUCAUUGAUAUUUAUGUGAUAAAUAAUACAUUAUUCGAUAUCAUUGUUGUACACAUUUCACAAACAAUAAAUAUAGUGGAAUAUAGAAAUUAAGUAUUUAUUGAUAUGACCGUGAAGGUUUAUCCAUAGUUAUCCUCGUUUGAAUAAAAAAUUAGCUAUAUUCUAUACAUAGGCAUAUUCGCAAUUCUACAAAACUUUUUCACAAUUAAUAUAGAAGUAUAUAGAUAAUGAAAUGUCUUUUGUAUUCAGUAUUCGUUCAUUUCAGAGUAUUAUAUGCUCGUUUCAUAAAAAUGUUGAAUAAAUUAUUCUACAAGCAAUAAGAAAAUAACAUAACUUUUUGAAUACGAUUAAUAUAGUAAUCAAAAAUAUCAUGUAUAUACUACCAUAUAUAUACUGUUGUUAUAUAUGACAAAAAUUGUGGACCAGAUCUAUAAAAUUUUGAUUUAUAAUAAUCAGUUUUCUACCUGAACUUACGUCAUUGGUCUCCUUUAAAUCUUCGAUCCAUUGCGAUUUUAUUUCAAACAGGUUCCCUUGGUUCCUUGAAUUCUAUAGAAACCACAAAAAAAUAGAACUUUUUCUUACACUCAAUGUACUUGUUUCGUCAUUGCAUAAUGAAAACAUUUGGCAAUUAUUAACAAAGCAGCUCGUCGAUUUCGAUGAUUUCCGAAUAUGUUCCAGAUAUCGACAUUUUGAACAACUUUUCCCUAUGCGUGUAACCCCCACUCGGCCUUAGUUUCUGAAAUAUACAUUGGCAAAAAGAUUGUCGGUACCGCUGCAGUGAAUCGCGUGUGUAAUUGUGCGUGUAAUUGUGCAUCUGUGGCGGUGUACGCGUAAGUAUUGCCGGUAGCCUUGAGGCAGGCGAGUACAACAACCGAACCAACAAAUACAAAAACCAACCUAAACCUAGCUCUUAUCUUUCGUUUAUAAUGCGAAUGGAUAAUGUUCAAAAUGUUAAUUUCUACAACACAUUAAAAAAAUCAUCGAAAUCGGAGAGGUGGGUCCCUUUAUAAAUAAUUACCAAAUAUUUCUUAUACGAAAUUUUAUGACAAAGUAUUCGAUUGGAUUGAAACAUUGGAAGCUCUAAAAUUCCUGAAUUAUUCCUUCUUUUACGUGUGCAACAGGUUUAGAUAGCCGUUGUUCAAAGUAUGUUUAGAAUGCGGGAUGUGAAGCGUUUAAACGGCAUUGUUAACUCGAAUAUAUGCCUUGCAGCAGAUUGUUCCGCAGAUAAAAUUUAUAAAUAGUUUUAUGCGCUUACUUAGGUAUAUGCAAGUAUUGUACAGGAUGUUACAGAGAAGAAGUUACAGGAUUUUGCGAAUUUAUAGUAAUCAUCGUUCCCUUUUCGUGGAAAAUCAAUUUGAAAGUUAGAAAAUAUGUAAAAGUUAAAGAGCAUUGUACUUUUUCUUUACGCGUGCGAAAAACUAAACCAGACAGGAUGAUUCAAAAUAUAUCUGCUGUAUGUAUUUAAAAGUAGAGCGAAUCUACUUGCGAUUAGGUAAAUGGGAUUAUACGAUUCCAAGUAGGAUAGAUUAUAAUUUUUGUUAUGUUUAUUUUUUACGAAAUUACAAGAUUUCGAGUUACAAAAAUGUUAGAAAUACAUUCAAUUACCUAAAAAUCUUAUGGUUUUCAAAUGAUCCUAAGUAUAAAAAAUCACAUCUUUUAAUUGAUAUUUAUGUUCAUGUUAGGUAAAACAAUGUGAGAAUCGAACAAAGUUCAUAAUUCACUCCUGUUUGCUAGAACACUUGAUACUUACUUACUACAGAAGACGCUCGAAGUUAACGAACUUUGAUACAUCAUUUAAAGAAACGAUGAAAUAGCGUAACACACAUACAAUCGCAUGAAUAAUCUCUGAGGAACAUAAAUAUUGACAGUCUUCUGAUUUUUAUCAUUAUCUUUGGUAUUAUACACUCUCGAUACGUCGGUGUAUACCAUAAGCGAAUACGUCAGGCUAAAGAGUAUCGACAUCAAGUUAUGAAUCAUGAUUAAGGAAAUAAAUAUAAAAAUUGUGUAACGAUAGAUUUCUGCUGAAACUAAUAUGGAUAAAAAUUAUGUUUAGAAAUCAAGUCAGCGACUGAUAAAAAUAAUAAAGCCAUUAAUCGUUUAGUAAUGAAACUAUAGCUAUUAUUAGUAAGUUAAUGUAAGUAGUAUUAUCCUGUGAUAUCCCAUUUGGGUCUAGACGCUCCAACCGUACAAUAAUUUGCAUAAUUUCUAUGUUUAAUACAAUUAGUUCUCAAAUAGUUUCUCUUAUUCCUUUCCUAAAUGAUACAACAAAACGACUUGCCAAUGUUAUAUAACAAAAUUAAAAAGUAUAUUCUUAAAAUUUUAUAAAUUUCAAAUUUAUGUUUUUGUUUCUUCUUUUUUUUUUUUUGACAAUCACAUGCAACAGAUAUCGUUAUGAAUUUAUUUAUAAUCGUAAAUAUUUAUCAUGCAAUGGAUAAAGAAACGAUGUAGAAUUUCAGAGGCAAGUAAGUUACUUCCAUUAUUUUGCUUUUUUAUUUCGUUUCACUUUUUGGCUAUCAAUCAGUUUUUGUUAUAGCUCUUCAAAAUCGAGAACAUAUUCAUAGGCAUACUUACAGAAAAUACAGAAACAUAUGUAUGUGUAUGUGGCGUGUGAGACAGGCGAGAGAAGAUGUACGAACGCUUCUAAGAGCGAUGAUUUAUCUUUAAAUAAAGGAUGCAAGGAACUACCGAAAAAAGGCCUUCGUGAAUGUUGAACGUAUCUUGUAUUUCUUCAUUGUUUUCUUCAUUUUAUUUUACAAUAUUUUGUUAGUUGCGCGUAUGACUUUGCGUUUAUUAAUUACCUUACGUAUAGACGAAGUUAUUGCUCUAUUAUAAUUGAAGUUCUAUCAAGUAUGUUAUCCAAGCAACUAUCAAUUGCGAUGAACAUUGGGGUUUCAAUAAAUGAUGAUAUUAUUUGGUU
Messenger RNA from Bombus huntii, 5292 nucleotides. Its product is annotated as alkylglycerol monooxygenase-like. Bases 972 to 2342 code for a protein of 456 amino acids. Gene Ontology annotation, biological process: lipid biosynthetic process. Gene Ontology annotation, cellular component: endoplasmic reticulum. The transcript has 10 exons. Lineage: Eukaryota; Metazoa; Arthropoda; Insecta; Hymenoptera; Apidae. The record is from RefSeq and is a predicted model, not a curated record. Gene Ontology annotation, molecular function: iron ion binding; oxidoreductase activity.